UCCAUGUCUCAAGAUUCAAAAUUAUCCGAGAUGAUCCAAAGGUUGGACGCGGAAGGCAAGGAAGGGUAUAUAGAUAGCAAAUAUAUUUGGGAUGAUGGAUCUGACCAUGAGGGUGUAACGAAGAUACAUGUAAGAGGUGAUCCUGAAGGCAUACAAUUCAUCAAAUUUGAUUAUGUCAAGACUGGACAACCGAAAGAAGAAUCAUUUCAUGGUUUCUCAAAUCAAGGUUUCACACAGACGUUUGAGAUUGACCAUCAAAAAGGUGAACAUCUUGUAUCUGUUGAGGGUUAUCACGGACACGGGACCAGUAUUAUUAAAUCACUUCAAUUCAAAACCAAUUUGAAGAUCUCUGAAAUGAUGGGAUAUGAAUACUAUGAUUAUAAGUUUAAACUAGCAGCUGAGGGAAAGAAAAUCAUUGGGUUUCACGGAUCUGCUUAUUCGAACCUCACCUCUCUUGGGGCAUACGUUACUUGGAUUACUCCAACUAGAAUGGAAGCUAAAGGGGGCAAGGGAGGCAAGGAGUGGGACGAUGGAGCCGACUAUGCGGCUUUAACAAAGAUUCACAUACGAAGUGGUUUGAAAGGCAUACAAAACAUCAAAUUCGAUUAUGUCGACAAGGAUGGACAUUUGAAAGAGGGGCAAGUCCAUGGUUCUGACUCGGGUAGAGGUUUCACACUUGAGCCGUUUGAGAUUAACCAUGUCGACAAGGAACAUUUGCUGUCUGUUGAUGGUUACUACAACGAGACUAUGGGUAUUCAAGCACUCCAAUUCAGAACCAACCUGAAGACUUCGGAGCUGAUGGGGGACUACGAUGAUGAAUCGUGUACUAAGUUUUCACUUGGAUGUAACGGCGACAAGAUCAUUGGAUUUCAUGGAUAUGCCGAAAAGAACCUAAACUCUCUUGGAGCAUAUUUCACAACACUUCCUCUAACUAAAUUGGAAUACAUAGAUAGCACUAAAGGCCGACUCCGCGACAAUGGUAAAUCAGGCUUCCUCUGGGAUGAUGGUACUUACCAGGGAGUAAGAAAGGUGUACCUUUCUUAUGAUGCUUCUUAUAUGAGGUGUGUCAGGUUCGAGUAUGAUAACUGCGGCAUCGUGGAAUCCCGUGAGCACGGGUCAAAAGCUUCAGUCUCGGUACAAGAAGGAGAGUUUGUUUUGGACUAUCCAAAUGAAUUUCUCACAUCCGUGAAGGGGACUACCACAGAUGCUUACCCAUCAACGAUGAUUACAUCGUUGACUUUCAAGACAUCCAAAGGGAGGACCUCUCCGACAUUUGGAAAUCAGUUUUGCAGCUCCCUAAUUGAAUUCGUGCUUGAAAGAGAAGGUUCUGCUAUUGUUGGGUUCCAUGGACGGUCUAAUUGUUAUGCUCUUCAUGCUCUUGGAGCAUAUUUCUUUCCUUUGCCUCCUCCUCAUGAUGGAGAGAAACUCAAAGAACAAGAUGGUGAUGGUGGUUUGAGCGGUGUUUGA
Eutrema salsugineum is the source of this 1467-nucleotide messenger RNA. Its product is annotated as jacalin-related lectin 13. Gene Ontology annotation, molecular function: carbohydrate binding. The transcript has 4 exons. Bases 4 to 1467 code for a protein of 487 amino acids. The record is from RefSeq and is a predicted model, not a curated record. NCBI's taxonomy places the organism in Eukaryota, Viridiplantae, Streptophyta, Magnoliopsida, Brassicales, Brassicaceae.